CCGCCCUCCGGCAGCCAGAGUCGGCGGAGCACCGGCGGUCCGAGCCGCCCGCCGCAAUGAAGGGCCGGCGGCGGUGGCGGGGCGAACACCGUCGCUUCGCCGCGGUGCUGGUGCUGUACACGCUGCUGCUGCUCCUUCUGGUGCCCUACGCUCUGGACUACGGGGCCAGGCGCGGGCGGACGGACGAGGAGCCGCUGCUGCGGCGCUGCCCCAGCCUGGAGGAGGCGCUGAGCGAGUGGGGCUGGGAACAGCGGCCGCCGCUGGACGAGGAAGAGGAGGAGGAAGAUGAGGCGGGCACGGCCGGGGCGGCGGGGAACGGCAGCGCCGGGGCGACGGAGAAGCGGCACAUUUACCUGCACGCUACCUGGCGCACGGGCUCCUCCUUCCUAGGGGAGCUCUUCAACCAGCACCCCGACGUUUUCUACCUCUACGAGCCCAUGUGGCACCUGUGGCAGGCGCUCUACCCCGGGGACGCACUGAGCCUGCAGGGUGCCCUCCGCGACAUGCUGCGCGCCCUCUUCCGAUGCGACUUCUCCGUCCUGCGCCUCUACGCCGCCCCGCCCGCCCCCCGCGACCCGCUGGCCCCCGCCCCGCCCGCCGCCGACAACCUCACCACGGCCAGCAUCUUCGGCUGGCGGACCAACAAGGUGAUCUGCUCGCCGCCGCUCUGCCCCGCCGCCCCGCGGCCCCGCGGGGAGAUCGGCCUCGUCGACGGCGCCGCCUGCGAGGAGAAGUGCCCGCCGCGGGCGCUGCGGGAGCUGGAGGCCGAGUGCCGCAAGUACCCGGUGGUGGUCAUCAAGGACGUGCGGCUGCUGGAGCUGGGCGCGCUGCUGCCGCUGCUGCGGGAGCCGGGCCUCAACCUGCGGGUGGUGCAGCUUUUCCGCGACCCCCGCGCCGUCCACAACUCCCGCCUGAAGGCGCGGCAGGCGCUGCUGCGGGAGAGCGUCCAGGUGCUGCGGAGCCGCCACCGCGCCGAGCCGCGGGGGUCGCCCCGCCACCAGCAGCAGCAUCUCCUGCUGCCGCCCGGGCUGCUGGGCGGCGGGCGGGCGUCGCAGCCGCAGCACCGGGCCGAGUUCUUCCUCGGCGGCGCGCUGGAGGUGAUCUGCCAGGCUUGGCUCCGCGACCUGCUCCUGGCCCGCCGCGCUCCGGGCUGGCUCCGCCGCCGCUACACGCAGCUGCGCUACGAGGACCUGGUGCGGGAGCCCCGCGCCGAGCUGCGCCGCCUGCUGCGCUUCGCCGGGCUCACGGUGCCGCCCGCCCUGGAGGACUUCGUGCUCAACAUGACCCGCGGAGCCGCCUACUCCUCCGACCGACCCUUCCUCAUCUCCGCCCGCGACGCGCGGGAGGCCGUGCACGCCUGGCGGGAGCGCCUCAGCCGCCAGCAGGUGCGGCAGGUGGAGGCGGCGUGCGGCGAGGCCAUGAGCAUCCUCGCCUACCCCCUCAGCGGCGGCGACGCCCGGUAGCGCCCGCGCCCCGCGUCCCGGACGGGCCCGAGGGCAGGCGGGUGCUGUCGGGCAGAGCUGAGCGCGGGGGUUCACUGCUGGCACGGUGGGCGCUCCCUGGGGGCAGCCCCGGCUGAGGGACACCUGCCUUGCCUCGGGUGCAGGCAGCGCGGCAGGGUCCAGGCCCCCCCGCCCCGCUGUAGCUUCAGUGGGGCUGUGCAGGGCAAGGGGGGAUGAUUUAUUUAAAAGAAGGGUUUGGUUUUGAUGCCUCCGACUUGGAGGAUGCAUCAGUCUUGGAGCCAUUUCAACUUGAAGCCGUGAUCGUGUACAAAGCACAGAUGUGCUUC
Molecule: messenger RNA, 1789 nt
Organism: Empidonax traillii (willow flycatcher)
Lineage: Eukaryota; Metazoa; Chordata; Aves; Passeriformes; Tyrannidae
Gene: CHST7
Product: carbohydrate sulfotransferase 7
Exons: 1
Coding region: 57-1463 (468 amino acids)
Biological process (GO): N-acetylglucosamine metabolic process; carbohydrate metabolic process
Cellular component (GO): Golgi membrane
Molecular function (GO): N-acetylglucosamine 6-O-sulfotransferase activity; chondroitin 6-sulfotransferase activity
Source: RefSeq, a predicted model, not a curated record